AUGGCCGCCGCAGUGAUCGACAUCAAGGCUCAAGCCACAUUCCCGAUCCGACUUGGAGCCAGCAUCCUCAAGCCAUCGAAGCCAUCUUCCUUUACCAGUGUGCGAUAUAACCACAAGCCGCGGCUUGAGCAAGCAAACAGUAUCACUGCCAAGAUCAGCAAAGGAGACGAUGAAGGGGAAAGUGAGCUGUCACUCAAGAACGGCGAUGGCGAGUACCAGUACAAGGGUCGGCAUACCCAAGAUGAGAAUACCUAUGUGUUGGUUCUGCGAGGUCAAGGAAAGGACAAAGAGAUGUUGCUGGAACGUAUGAACGGUGGUCACAACUUCAAUCUGGUCAGCACACCUGCUGAGGGCGAUGCUGGCAAGCUUGCUGAGAAGUACCCACCAUUGCCUUUGGAGGAUGAAGAGGGGGACUUGUUUGGCGAGGACGAUGAAGAUACACCGCCUGAUGACUCGAACCCGUUCGACUACCGUCACUUUCUGAAGGCCGAGCUGGAGAAACCAGAACCUACCAACGUCAACAUCGAUGCAGUUCGCAGUCCCGCGAUCACGCCUCUGCCACGCGCUCAGCCUGUAGCCAGCACGUCUGCGAACCGAGGCGUCAAGAAGGCUGUCAAGAAGCCGGAGCCAUUGAAGAAGCGCAAGACGAAUGCAGCGGAGAAGGCAAACCCGAAGCGAGUCAAGGCAGGACAGGAGCCGCCAGCACCCGCUACUGCAGCGAAGCCAAAGCCUAAGGCUGAAGUACCGAAUAUACAUAUGGACCGCAAAGCGUCCGUUCGACGAGAAUCGGUUGCCGAAGAUGACGGCCUACUAGUCAUUGAAGACGAAACGCCCACCACAGAAAAGCCAUCCAAGCACGGUGCAAUGGCACUGGCCCUCUCCGGUCAGCUCGGAAGCGGUCCCAUCAGUCUUCGAUCCGCCGCAAACAGCCCCGGCGGAAGCCAUGCAUCGUCGCCAAUGCCAGCGAGACCCGAGGCUAAUGAAGAGAAAGAGCAAUACGUCUUCGAGUUUGACGAUGAUGCAGGAUCUGAGCCUGCCGAUGAUGAAGGGGCAGAUGCUGACGAGGAAGAUGAUGAUGCAGAUGUGGAUGAGGAUAUUGAGCUUCCGUCUCCAACGCAGCCUCAUAGACCGAGCAUCAGUGCCGCUGUCGUGACAGGUGGAGGGGACGACGAUGAUGAUCUUGAGGCACAGCUCGCUGCUGGGCUAAUGGAGGAUGAUGAUGGAGGUGCUCAGGAGAGUGAGGAGAGUGAGGAGGAGUGA
Fulvia fulva is the source of this 1260-nucleotide messenger RNA. RefSeq lists its product as uncharacterized. NCBI's taxonomy places the organism in Eukaryota, Fungi, Ascomycota, Dothideomycetes, Mycosphaerellales, Mycosphaerellaceae. The coding region runs from base 1 to 1260 and encodes 419 amino acids. The transcript has a single exon. The record is from RefSeq and is a predicted model, not a curated record.